Messenger RNA from Neoarius graeffei (lesser salmon catfish), 3440 nucleotides. It is a transcript of the gene mgrn1b, whose product is annotated as mahogunin, ring finger 1b. Lineage: Eukaryota; Metazoa; Chordata; Actinopteri; Siluriformes; Ariidae. Gene Ontology annotation, biological process: endosome to lysosome transport; negative regulation of G protein-coupled receptor signaling pathway; protein ubiquitination. The record is from RefSeq and is a predicted model, not a curated record. The transcript has 16 exons. Bases 429 to 2048 code for a protein of 539 amino acids. Gene Ontology annotation, cellular component: early endosome; plasma membrane; nucleus. Gene Ontology annotation, molecular function: ubiquitin protein ligase activity.
UUAGCAUUUCCUUGUUUGUUGUUGUUUAGUGUGUGGCAUUUUUAGAGAGUUAAAAUUAUCAUAAAAUAGGCGAUAAAGUUGUACUGAAAAUUGCAAGUCAGAUUAAUUGUAGAAUAUUUUUGUCGAUGAUUAUUAAUUAUUCCACAGGUAGCUAAGGAUUAGGAAUAGUAAAGCUACCUGGGUAGAAUUGUAUUAGCAAGAGACUUUUUUUUUUUUAAUAGCUUAGCUGCUGGACAGCUGUGUGUGUGUGUGUUCUCUGUCGAGUUGAAUAGAGUGUAGACGAGGCUAAGGUCUGUUAAUGUAUCCAGGGUUUUUUAACUCUAUAAUGAUUAUCUGACCGAGCUCAAGGGAAGCGACUGCUCUGAGAAAAGCCCGAAGCAGCUAUCGUUAGCCUGCUAGCUAGUUAAAUAGAAGCGCGUCGCUGAAUCAUGGGCUCGGUACUGGGCCGAAGGAUCGCCGGUGUGGAGGAUAUCGAUAUUCAGGCGAAUUCUGCCUACAGAUUUCCUCCAAAAUCUGGGAAUUACUUUGCGAGUCACUUCUUCAUGGGAGGAGAGAAGUUUGACACCCCUCACCCUGAAGGUUAUCUGUUCGGUGAGAACAUGGAUCUCAAUUUCCUCGGAAACCGUCCAGUACAGUUUCCGUAUGUGACCCCGGCACCACACGAGCCUGUGAAGACUUUGAGAAGCCUUGUCAACAUAAGGAAGGACUCCUUGCGACUCGUCAGAUAUAAAGAUGAUGGUGAUACACCUACUGAGGAAGGAGCGAAACCUAAGUCUUUAUACGGGGUGGAGUUCACCUUUGACUCGGAUGCCCGAGUGGCCAUCACUAUCUACUGCCAGGCGUUUGAGGAAUUCUCCAAUGGAAUGGCAGUUUAUAAUCCCAAGAGUCCUGCUAUGGUGUCUGAAACUGUGCACUACAAGCGAGGAGUGAGCCAGCAGUUCUCCUUACCCUCCUUCAAGAUCAGUUUUUCUGAUUGGAAAGAGGAAGACCUGAACUUUGAUCUGGACAGAGGUGUUUUUCCCAUGGUCAUCCAGGCAGUAGUGGAUGAAGGAGAUGAUUGUUUGGGACAUGCACAUGUGCUGUUGGCUGCCUUUGAGAGACAUGUUGAUGGCAGCUUCUCAGUGAAGCCUCUAAAGCAGAAACAAAUUGUGGAUCGGGUUAGUUACCUGCUCCAAGAGAUCUAUGGCAUUGAAAAUAAGAACAACCAGGAGACAAAGCCUUCUGAUGAUGAGAACAGUGACAACAGUAACGAGUGUGUGGUGUGUCUGUCAGACCUACGGGACACACUCAUCCUGCCUUGUAGACAUCUGUGUCUUUGUAACUCAUGUGCAGAUACACUACGCUACCAGGCCAACAACUGCCCCAUCUGCAGACUACCAUUUCGUGCCCUGCUGCAGAUCAGAGCAGUGAGGAAGAAGCCUGGCGCGCUCUCUCCCGUCUCCUUCAGCCCUGUUCUGGCUCAGAGCAUGGACCAUGAUGAGCACUCGAGCUCUGACUCGGUUCCCCCUGGCUUUGAGCCCAUUUCCCUGUUGGAGGCUCUCAAUGGCCUCACUGCCAUGUCCCCUGGUGUGCCAUCAGCCCCUCUGUACGAUGAGAUCAACUUUUCAGGCAGCCUGAGUGGGGACAGCAGGCAGCUGAGCUCUCCUGAGCACUCUGGAGAAAGCAGCCUUCAAAAGGGCAAAGUCAGCAAGUCACCUGACAGCACGCUACGCUCACCUUCGUCACCUAUUCAGGAGGAGGAUGAGGAGAAGCUGUCGGAGAUGUCUGAUGCACAGGCCCACACCCUGCUGUCCAGCAGUCCAGCUCCGACCGAGGGUACUGGGGCAGAGGAUGCGCCUGACUCUCUAUCUCCAGAAGACGAGGACAGGGUGAAUUCUGAGGGAGAGAUGAUGGCUGACUGCAUCAGCGAGCGCAGCAGCCUGACCAAAGCGGAGAGCGACCCACCAGGUUUCUCAGGCUCCAUGGAGAGUUUGAUUACUCGGAGCACAAGCUGCUCUAGCCAGCCACUGCUCUGUCCCAUGAGCACUUUGCACAUGGAGGAUGAAUAACUGGACCUUGAUCCCCUUCUGUCCCUGAGGCUAAUUCUGCUGGCCCUGCCCGAACCGCCGUUAAUGGCGUCCUCUUCAGCCCUAUUCACACAGCCAUCAACAGCAGUUUCUCUUCCAAUCCAGUGUCUAGUUACUCAAAUGGUGACAUUUUUGUGCGUAUAUCAGUCUUCUGUUAUUUCACCUAUUCGGAGCUGAAUUUUGUUUAGUGCAAGUUUUAAAAUGUAUUUAUUUAGAAAUGCUCUCAAAUCCAGCGUAGCGUACAAGCAGUUGGGAAAUAAGAGGAAAAUAGGAUUUCCUCUGCUGCUUGGGUUUAACACGGUAGAUUUGAGUCAUUAGUGGAAGAAAUAUUAGUAUUACUACAGAUACAACACUAACCUGAUAUGGUUCAUGUUUAAAGCACAACUAAAUAUUUAACAUUUUUCCGAAAGCUUUGAUGAGUAAUGAAAGCAGUGUUGAUUAUAAUGUAAAGAUGUUAAAGAUAUUUGUGUAUUACAGAUCUGUAACUCAGUGAAUUUGAUAUGAAGUCAUAUUUUAUAGCAAGCCUUGAGCGAACUCAUCUUUCUGUUUUAUUGAGUGAUGGAGGGACUCUCCAGAACCAGACUGUGUGUGUGGGGUGUACAAACUUUGUUUUUUGACAAAAUAUAUUGCUUUAACUGUAUUUGCACCUCCUUCUACAUAUAUAUUCUGUAGAAUGAACUUAUUACACUAAAUUUUGUGAUAGUAUACUAAUCAUUCCUUUAACAUAUCUUCUUCUAAAGGAGAAAUGCGGUUGAGUUGGUGUGCAUUAACCCAAUUGUAACAAGACAUUGUGAACACUUUUUUUUUUUCUCUAUCUCCAGCCGUUUUUGGAUAUCUCUUUCCUAGCGCACAAAUAUUUAAUCAUUUUACUCUUAACAUGUAUUCAUUCCAUCUCCUCUAUCCCAAAACACCACGAUAUGCAACUGCUUUGUAAAUGCAUCAUUAUGCACAGAGGUGUAUGUGCCUUUAAAAACAAGUCUGGCUACUUACUGCUUUGAGCUGUUCAGGUCUUGUAAUUAAAGAACACAUUUGGAGGCUUGAGACGUGUGUAUUAUUUCAGCGUUCUGUAUAUGACCAUGCAUUGAAAUGCACUCUAUACUCUGGGCUUAUCACUUCUAUGAUACUAAGUGAUGGAGUAUAAUUUUAUGACUAAACAACCACAAUAUUUGACAGUUAUAUUAAUUGAUACUUGUUUUGUGUGUGUAGACCAUUGAGUGAUCAAGAGUUGCUAUGAAUAGAUUUAUAAUUAACACACACAUUGUUGAUUGCUCUGUAAACUGGUUAUUAAAGUGCAUAUGCAAUAUUGAUAAAUUGCUUUAAUAUCAGACGAUGCUCUGCAUGAUGUGUAAAUAAAGAUGAUAUAUUUAACACACU